AUGAACAAGAAUCAAAUUCAAAAUGCAAAUGUUCGCAAGCCAUCUAAUACAUAUUUAAAAACUGAAUUCAAUAAUACUUCUUAAAUCAAAGACAAUAGAAUUACCACUGAUCCAUCUCCUAAAAAAGCAAAUAAAGAGAAUAUUGUUAAAGCCUCUUAUCUAAAAGCAACACUUUCAAAUCAUUUAAUUAAAUAAGAUCGUAACAAUACACCAAUAUUACCUAAAAGCAGUGUGAUUAGUUUAUUUUUAAAAUAAAAGUAAGAAGAAUAGGUAGUUGAAUCCAGAAAAAACAUUUGUUCUGCACAUUAAAAGAAAUUUAAAUAUGAGGCUAAUGAUUAAUAAAUGUGUAGUAAAUGUGUAGUUGAUUAUGCUAUUUAAUCUGGCUUACCUAUACGCUUUUAUGAUUAAGAUAAAAAAAUGCUUACUUUUGGUUAGGAAGAGGAUCACGAUGAAUUUUAACUUUUUACUUCAAAUACAUCAAAAGAACUUCAAUAUAUUUAGAACAUUUAGACAUAGGCUAAUGGUAUAAUAAAAAAAAAAGAACUUAAAGAUUUUGUCGUAAAAAUUGGGGAUGUUAUCAGUUAGAAUAUGCAAUUUCUAAAAUAAAUCCAAUAACAUUAAAAUUAAUAUGAUAAUCCUAAAUAACAGACAUAUAAAAUAUUAGAAGAACUUUAACAAAUGAGCAAACAGAUUAUAAUAGACAUUCUUGAUAAAUAAAAAAGUUAAUCAAAAGGUUUACUUAUGAAAGAUGUUCCUUAAUAGAUUAAUUUAACAAGUUUUAAAUCUGUAGUUUCUCAAUAGAUUAAUGAUCUUUAGAAUAUCAAAAAAGACAUUUUAGAAAAUGUUGAGAAUAUUAUAACUUAAAUGGACAUAGCUCCAUUUAAAAUAAUAAUCAAUAAAUAUAAUGAAAAACUAAGAGCUUUUUAAAACACUCUCAAUGAAAUUUAAGAAUAAUGUAUUUCGUAUUUUUAGUGUAGAUAAACAAUUUCCUAAAUAGAAUGAAGAUUAUGGAUACAUAAAAAGAAUGAGAGAAUUUAUUUUCUAAAAGAAAUUAUCUAAAUUAUUAACAGAAUUGAUGUAAAAUCCUUUUCAUAAAUCUUUAUAACUUACAGAUUAGAGUACAAAUAAAAAUAAUUUAUAAAUUAGUUAAUAACAAUACGAAAUUUAUCCAAUUAUUGUAAAAAGUGAAUACAAAUUAAAAUACGAAUACAAUAUUCUAUUAAUCAAUUCUGAAAGUAGUAAUUUAAUUAAUUAAAGGAUAUAAAUUCAGAUGAAAAAGCAAAAUAAAUUAAGUCCAUAUCAAAAUGA
Molecule: messenger RNA, 1308 nt
Organism: Paramecium sonneborni
Lineage: Eukaryota; Ciliophora; Oligohymenophorea; Peniculida; Parameciidae
Source: the annotation of a GenBank genome assembly